AGUACCGAAUUUUGUUUAGUAAAUAGGCGAUUAAUAUCUUUAUGAAAAACAGUUCAAUUAAUUUAAGAGCAUUUAGUAUUCACUACAGUACCUAGACUACCUAAAAUAUUUGGAUGCCUAUCGAUCUAUAAUCGGGUGUGACAGAUUGAGCAAACACAGUCUAGACAAGUACCUCGUGCGUAUUUUUCAAUCACUGGGUACUUAAUACAAUGGAACGGAUGACGUAAGUGCGUCAGCAGCAGGUAAAGAAACUUAGAUUUUAUCAUGAUAAAAUAUACUUUCACUUAUUAUAUCUAUAACAUUAAAUUUGUCACAGUUAACCAAAUCAAAUGACACAAAGUUUUUUUUAAUCCAAGCUUCAGAGUUGCCGACUAUUCAAUGUAAUGAAAGAUUUAUUAGGACACUGUUGUAAUGAGACUGUCAACAAUAUCUCCGUCAGAUAAGACAUUUGCAUAUCGAUUAGGGAAUUAGCAUAACUUAAUACGUUACGAAGCAAAAUACUAUGAAUAAUGAGAUCACCUUAUUAUCUUGCCUUUAGAAAAGCGUAGGCUUUAUGCCUCAAGGCGUAUAUAAAGCAGCCUGAAAACUUAGUAUUCCGUCACACGGUAACAGGCAACCGACCAAACAUCUAGACCAAACAGCAAACAAAUUUGAAGGUGACCUCGAGACAGGUAAAUCCCUAAGCAAGGCGCGACCGAUCUGAAAGUCUAUACCCUAUGAAUCAACAAAUGUCGGAAUAGGGCGAAGCCAAUAUUUACCGUCUCGAAGAAACUUUCUUUAGUCUUCGAAAGCUCACCUAAGGGAAGGUAGGUUUGAGCUCAGUACAUUUAAAAUAAUCAAAACAAGUUUGACUUUAAAAGUUUCCUGUGCUUCCAGUGAGAUUUGAAUUUAAAAAAUGGACAAUAAAUCUCAACGGCGAAACAACGAAAACCAGAAGAAGGUUGAAGCUUUGGACUUUCUAAGCUUUAUGAGAAGACCUAACUGUAUCGCUGAAAUUUUGCGACAGCAUACUCAAAUAAUCGAAGAAUCAAACAAUUACUAUUAUUUGAAGAUGAAAACUAAAGACAAUAAAUCACAAGGGCCCCUACGCUCUCUGCUCUGCCUUCCGAAGAACGUUAAUCAAAAAACCGACAGCGCUUUUUGUAGCGUUGAUGGCUAUAAUGUGAAAAAUAAGUUUCUAUGCACUCGCAGUCCGAACCAAGACAGCUUGUACCAGUUCUGGAGCAUGGCGUAUAAAAAGAAUAUUCAUAUCAUCGUUAUGUUAUCUCCGAUUGAUAAUCUGAUGAGACACCGAUACUGGAGCUUGGAAGAAGACGAAGUGUUUGAAUGCCGUGAAUUUAGAAUAGAAACCCUACAAGUUGAUGUGCAAGCUUUUUAUAUUACAACAACUCUGCAGCUGAAGCAUGAAAAUGGUGCAGUGCGAAAAAUAGUGCAUUUCAAUUACACCGGUUGGCCGGUGGACAAUAUUUCGCAUCACCCAAAAGAGUUCAUAAGUUUUAUUUUGACAGUGAAUAGCGCACGUGAUGAAGUAGAUAAGCUAUCUGCACGAAACUCCCAUACCCUUGGACCCAUAAUGGUACAUUGUAGUGAUGGUUUCAACAAUUCCUGUGUGUACUGUUUGUUAGAUAUCUGUAUAUCUGAAUUUGGAGCUACCAGUAAUGUAUCUGUACCUAACACUUUUUCAAAGAUAAGACAGCAAAAUCGUCAUGCCAUUAGUCAGCCGGAGAAUUAUGUUUAUUGUUAUCAAGCUCUAUAUGUUUGGAUUUCAUCAAUAUCAAAUUCUUUGCACCAUUAAACUUGUGUAUUUUGAUAACCUAUGU
Molecule: messenger RNA, 1820 nt
Organism: Microplitis demolitor
Lineage: Eukaryota; Metazoa; Arthropoda; Insecta; Hymenoptera; Braconidae
Gene: ptp-J3
Product: tyrosine-protein phosphatase non-receptor type 9
Exons: 1
Coding region: 896-1795 (299 amino acids)
Biological process (GO): protein dephosphorylation
Molecular function (GO): protein tyrosine phosphatase activity
Source: RefSeq, marked provisional